AUGAUGUCGAGGGAAAUAGAGUCGGGGCAUUGGCGAGUGGCAUAUAACGUCGAGGGAAAUACUGUCGAGGUGUGGGCAGGAGGUAGAAUGUCGAAGAAAGUAUACUUGGUGUUCUGGAGGGAGAUACACGCUAAUAGAAGUACAGUCGGGGUACAGGAUGGUGUGCCGCGAACUGCGUAUCUUGGUGUUGUAACGUGUUUCGUUUACGGGGUACGAAUUUAUAUAGCACCGAAUCCGAGCAGCUGGGAGAAGUAUGAUCCGAAAUGGGAGGCACUGCCGAGCGCAAACGAUGUCAUCACUUUCUUGUAG
Messenger RNA from Gongylonema pulchrum, 309 nucleotides. The record is from the annotation of a GenBank genome assembly. NCBI's taxonomy places the organism in Eukaryota, Metazoa, Nematoda, Chromadorea, Rhabditida, Gongylonematidae.